Messenger RNA from Haliotis rufescens (red abalone), 2522 nucleotides. RefSeq names its product glycoprotein-N-acetylgalactosamine 3-beta-galactosyltransferase 1-B-like. Lineage: Eukaryota; Metazoa; Mollusca; Gastropoda; Lepetellida; Haliotidae. The record is from RefSeq and is a predicted model, not a curated record. The coding region runs from base 88 to 1299 and encodes 403 amino acids. The transcript has 5 exons. Gene Ontology annotation, cellular component: membrane. Gene Ontology annotation, molecular function: N-acetylgalactosaminide beta-1,3-galactosyltransferase activity.
AAUGCGUACAGUCCAUCCCUGCAGUCGUAGAUGGUUUUGACACGCGGACUCCACUGAACAGCGUGUGGUGCUGCUGUCUCCGUCAUCAUGCACAGGGUACAAAAAGCAUUCAUCAAACUGCUUGUGAUCAGCGCCCUCGUUCUGAUCUGUCUUCUUCUGUCACAAGAUAGGUCUGAUCUUGUAAGAAAAGCCAUUGAUCUCAAAGCUUCCUUUCAUAAUUUACCCCUUGGAGGAAGGCGACACGGGGAUGAGGACACUUCUAUUCACUUGACGGAAAGUGGCCUUGACCUUUUCAUGAAGGAAGACGAUGAUUUACCAACUGACGAUGGCAGGAGUGAAGGAGAAAUUGGUUUGGUUGUGGACACCUCGUUGGCUGCUGCUGUAUCCCGGAAGAUCCGGCUUGCCUGCUUCAUCACCACGAGGGAGGUCCACAUGGAGACGAAACUGAAGGCCGUCAAUGAGACGUGGGGCAGGAGAUGUGACAAGAUGCUGUAUGUGAUGACAACCAACAAAACAGGGCCGGACAUACUCGGGUUGAACAUCACUGACCACCAUGACACUCUCACGGAAAAGAUUGUGCAGACUUUCACGCACCUGUACACCACAUCUCUUCAGCAUUACGACUGGUUUCUCAAAGCUGACGAUGAUUCGUAUGUGAUUGUUGAGAACCUAAAGUUCUUCCUUGCACACUUGAACUCAAGUAAGCCUAUCUAUGUUGGGGAUCACUUUGUGCAUUUUUCACCAAACGGUUACAACGGUGGCGGCGCGGGGUAUGCGCUGAGUAGAGCAGCUCUCCGUCGAUUGGUCGAGCAGGGUUACAGAGUUCCCGGAAGGUGUCGUCACGCAGGCGGAAGUGAAGACAUUGAAACAGGCCGGUGUUUGUAUAAAGUUGCUGUGUCAACUUAUCUCUCUGUAGACAGGUACAACAGAUCUACCUUCCAUGCUGCCAACCCAGAAGCAUUCCUCCCCGGAGAAAACAACUUUCUGUCUGGCUUUAGUGCAACCAAAUAUAAUACGCUCCCGGAGUGCUGUUCACAGCUUACAAUCAGCUUCCACUAUGUGAACUACAAGCUAAUGAGAGUACUGGACAUGUUCUUGUACCGGAUUGCUGUUUUUGGCAGAACAGUCAAUUAUAAGAAGCUGAAGAACUUAUUCAAAACACGGGAAUUUCAAAUCCCUAAGGAGAGGGAGAGGGCAGCUUAUCCUGGAGAGACACUAGAAGAAUACUACAAAAAUGCAACAGAAUGGCGACAACGAAACACAACGAUCUAUAUUCGAAAGAAAGCUAAACAUAACUAGGAAAACAUGUAGUGAAUGUAAACCUAUCUUUCACAGGAGAUAUGGACUUGUGCUGAUGUAAGUGUUAACAAAAGACACUCGGUUGUGAUUCUCCAUAUUGCAAUAUUACAACGUCAACAGUGUGAUAUUCCUACUAAACAAUGAACCUCUUACAAAAAAUAUUUAUUUAUCGUUUAUUUAUUUAUUUAUUUGUUGUUUAACACAUCACUCAGCAAUACUCAAACUAUAUGACUGUGGUCUGUAAAUAAUCGAGUCUGGACCAGAUAACCCACUAUUGACCCAAUGAGCAUCAAUUGGGAUACGGUGACAUGCAUCAACCAAGUUAGCGAGCCUGACCACCCGAUCCCGUUAGUCGCCUCUUACGACAAGCAUAGUCGCCUUUUACGGCAAGCAUGGGUUGCUGAAGAAAUUCACGGGUCUUAUAUCAUCAGUAUCAUCUGAUAGGCUUUUCUUAUUGACGUUUGACUGAAUGAGUCAUUCAGUCUUGCUUGACAAUGGUAUAAGGAUAUAUACCGAAAUGCAAUUACAGCAUGAUAAAGAAGUUGUUAUCCAUAAACGUUUUGUCUACUGAUAGAGCUAAAUAUCAUGUUUCAUAUCUGCCUCAAAUGUUGUGAUUUGUCAUUUGUACCUUCAGUAGUUUCAGUUCAUGUUCACAAUGCAUUUCCUCCUUCUGUUUAGUUUCAUAACAAAAGCAAAACAGUUCUUCAUCGCAAUGAUGGUUCGAGUGUACUUUCAAAUUCGACAGAACAGGUCAUAUCAUUCAACCCAUAAAACUUACAAGAGACAAACGCACAUUUCAGUUGAUUGAGAAAUUAUUGUCGUAACGGCUUUCGGGUGUCCAGUGCAACCCUACUACAGUUACUAAACAUAUUGGCGUUCCUGGUCAUCAUGGUCAGUUAAGCCAUGACUUUGCAACUCGCCUUGUCAGCAUCGGCUCAGUUUAGUCAAGGAGUGAUUGGUCCAUCGGCGCUUACUCCAAAUUGUCUCCAUCAGCAUUCAUACUCGCAUAAUAAAGAAACGCAAAACCAGCUUUAUACUCACAGUUUUACUUUCUCUCAGUCCAUCUAUCAAUAUACGACAGGAUCAGACCGGCCAAGCUCGUCACUAAAUGGGAAAACUUAGAUCGAUCGGGAUUCGACUCGAUCGGUUACAAACCGCGCUCUCCUCUCCUAAUAUUGACGGUAUUAUUUUAUGGUGUUCAAAUCUGGCCUGUCUUUGUCACA